AAAACAUUUAAAAAUGAUGCAUAAUUUUAAAUAUGAGUAAAUUUAAGCCACAAGAUGUCAGGAUUGAAACGAGUUCAAUCGCAAUGCGUCCUGUUCACAAUGAUACCACCGUGAGCCUGUUAUUUGAUGGGGAAGUGCUUCCAAAACACUCUACUGCAGAGUCCGAUCAAUUAGAUGGCGCAGAAUUCGGGGAAAAUGCAACAGAACAUAAUAAAGAUGACCUAAAUAUUUGCUGUAACAACUGUGAUGAAGCUGAAAGCGGUUGUGAAGACGCAGGACAUGAAAAUAACAAAGUGACAACUUUGAACAAUAAAUUAAAAGAAGUGCACCUUGAUUUUAAGAAACCCAAUUUCACUAUGACAGCUGGAACGGUGCUAAACUUUAAUCAGAGCAGAAAUUCUGAAGAAGAUAUAAAAACUCCGUACAAUAAAAAUAAAGGAACUUGCCAAUUGAGUGAGCAGGCGAUUCAGAUAAACAAAUUAGAUGUCCAGAGUCUGACCAGUAAAUACUUUAAAGCUAGUGACCCAAAAUCUACAGAGUACCUGCAGGAGAGUGAAAACGUUAAGAUACUUAAAGCAAAACCUACGUGGGAUUAUUCCAAGCAACUUCAGCUGACAUUAAAAAAAUCCCAGUCUCUUGACUUAUACAACGGCGAAAACCUUUUUUUAAACUCCUGUCCUUAUGUGGAGGCACAUCUGCUACCAGAAAUAAGUACACCUCGUACCACGAAUAUUAAUAACCAAUCUACUGCCUUUAAGCCUUCAUCCAGUGAACACAAAUUCAAAAGUGUUAAUAAACCAGCUAGCCUAACAGAAGAUGAAAUCUACCAUAUGGCGGCUGAGAAUAUAUGUGUGCCGCCACCACAAAGACCAAAUGAAACUCCUAAAUAUAAACCUGUUGAGUCUCGGCCAAUUUACCCAAAUGUUCCAUACAGUCCAUAUGGAAGCCCCUAUGGCAGUCCUGGGUCUUGCCGUCGCAGGCCAGCCCUCCGCGAGUCACGAAGAGUCUCCAUAGAAAAAACUGGUAGUUUUUUGCAAUUAAACCAAUACAAGCUCAUGGAUCAAAUUGGACAGGGUUCUUAUGGAUUGGUAAAGUUGGCAUAUUCUGAGGAAGACUCUACGCAUUAUGCAAUGAAGAUACUCUCAAAGAGGCGCUUACUGCGACAAGCUGGGUUGAUGAGGCGCGGUCCAAAGAAAGCGACUUCUCCGUUGGAUCGAGUUUAUAGGGAAAUCGCAGUUCUGAAGAAACUUGAUCAUCCCAACAUUGUUAAAUUAGUGGAGGUCCUUGAUGAUCCGUUAGAAGACUCCCUUUACAUGGUAUUCGAGUUAGUUAAACAGGGAGAAGUUCUUAGUAUUCCAACAGAUAAACCAUUGUCAGAGGAAAGAUCGUGGUGUGUUUUUCGAGACGCGCUACUCGGACUAGAGUAUUUGCACUAUCAGAAAAUCAUCCAUGCAGACAUAAAGCCAGGAAAUUUGCUCUUGACAGAGUGCGGCCAUGUCAAAAUCGCUGAUCUGGGUGUGUGCAAUGAGUUUCUUGGAGAAAAUGCUGUAAUGACUAAUGGCUCAACUGCUGGAACUCCAGCGUUUAGAGCCCCGGAAACAUUGGUAUUAGGCCAGAUGGUGUAUUGUGGACGUGGAGCCGAUAUAUGGGCGUUGGGAGCCACAUUGUAUGCCCUUGUUUUUGGAAACGUGCCUUUUCAAGCAACUUCCAUACCUGCGCUGUAUGAAAAAGUGAAAAAUGAUGAUGUUGUCUUUCCAUCAGAACCAAAAAUAAGCCUCGAGCUGCGUCAAUGUCUUAUUCGUAUGCUUGAUAAAGAUCCUGUUAAGCGAAUAACUUUACCGGAACUAAAGAUGAACGAUUGGGUAACAGCUUGUGGAACCUGUCCAUUACCAACUGAAGAUGAAAACUGCCGCUUAGUGCAAGUCGAUGACGAGGACAUAAACUCUGUCGUGCGUAGCAUUCCAAAACUUGACACACUUAUAUUAAUAAAAACAAUGCUAAAAAAUCAUUCGUUCGGGAAUCCUUUUAUGAGAGCUAUCUCCGGCAGAGCUCCUCAAAGAGGCGGAUCCCGUUUGGAACGAUUUAUUCGGGCUGGUAGAUCAAAUUCGGCACCUGGUCAGGCAUCAAUUCCUGGACAUGGAGGUACCACCGGACUUGCAGAACGUUGUUCAAAGCAAAAAUAAAGGAUAGUCGAUGUUUAAAAAUAAACUCAAAUAACAUUAAAAUUAUAUUCCUUAA
Scaptodrosophila lebanonensis is the source of this 2238-nucleotide messenger RNA. Its product is annotated as calcium/calmodulin-dependent protein kinase kinase 1. NCBI's taxonomy places the organism in Eukaryota, Metazoa, Arthropoda, Insecta, Diptera, Drosophilidae. Gene Ontology annotation, biological process: intracellular signal transduction; positive regulation of protein kinase activity; protein phosphorylation. The record is from RefSeq and is a predicted model, not a curated record. The coding region runs from base 33 to 2183 and encodes 716 amino acids. Gene Ontology annotation, molecular function: calcium/calmodulin-dependent protein kinase activity; ATP binding; calmodulin binding. The transcript is spliced from 6 exons. Gene Ontology annotation, cellular component: cytoplasm.